Klebsormidium nitens is the source of this 366-nucleotide messenger RNA. NCBI's taxonomy places the organism in Eukaryota, Viridiplantae, Streptophyta, Klebsormidiophyceae, Klebsormidiales, Klebsormidiaceae. The record is from the annotation of a GenBank genome assembly.
AUGCGCGGCCGUACGAUUGAGCACAAUGGAGGUGCAGGAGGCUAUGCGCUUGGCAACACUCUGGGAUCCGAGACGGUGAGCCUGGGCGUCAACCAUUUUCCAAGCCACUCCCACGGCGUUGGCCUCGACAGCCCCCUGCCUCCGACCUUUACUGCGGGCCAGAGCCCUGCGAAUAUUGACACCACACUCCCGCCGGGCCAACAAGCGGUCGUCGUACCGUACGAUGACAAUGGCCCGGGGGUCAGUUCCAACGGGCAAUUGUAUCGCACAGCGCUUGGGUCGGUCGCCGGGGGCUCGCAACCUCAUGGGAACUUGCAACCGUACCUCGUGAUCCAAUGUGCCAUCGCCACGACCGGAUUCAUUUAA